AUGAAGAAGGAAAGGAGAGAAAGCACUUUUCCUACGAAGCAACUUUCGAGGCAGUUCAUGAUGGAUUCGCUUAAAGCUUUCCUUGUCGUGCACUGUUUUCCUUCACAUAUGUUCUGUUGCUGUAUGUCUCAAUCAAUGAAAUUUUCACAUGGUCGACUAGUCAAACACUUGCGGAAAGGUAUUGAAGGAGUGAACAGUAAGGGGGAAGAUUACGAAAGCAUAAGACGACAAUACACGGGUGUGCAAAUAAUUCCUUAUCAAGAGGCUUGGCCUUAUACGAACGACACUUUUUUGCACUUUUCCUUUCCACCAUUUGCUUUUGCAAUUCAAUCUUUAAGUAGUUUCUCAAAGAAUAUCAAUGAGGCAAAUAUUUUCUUCCCAAUUAUUACUUUUACCUGUUCGCGAUUGCCAGCGAUUCCGAAUCAUUAUGCUAUUGCUAUGGCUUCAUCUACGCAGCUGAGCUCUGCUUCGAACAGUGAAUUCAAUAAAGUGUAG
Messenger RNA from Clunio marinus, 495 nucleotides. The record is from the annotation of a GenBank genome assembly. Lineage: Eukaryota; Metazoa; Arthropoda; Insecta; Diptera; Chironomidae.